CCUGCGACAGAAAAACAAGCGAGAAUAGGUCGAGCAGUAUAUUGUCAGUCCACGUUUUAAACGGAAAACAAACUGUGAAACACACGGCUAUGUGGAUUUAAACGUUAUUUUUGUCGCUUUCACGCGGGCUUAGUUACUUAUUGUUUGCUAGUCGGGUUUCUUCAUUUUUUCUUGUUGAGUGUGUCGCCGUUUGCCCAUUCUCACUGGAGUGAACACUAAGGGGGACUCCAUGAAAGAUGACAGAGGAGGUGAUUGUUGUAGCCAAGUGGGACUACACGGCCCAGCAGGACCAGGAACUUGACAUCCGUAAAAACGAGCGUCUCUACCUCCUGGACGACUCAAAGACCUGGUGGCGUGUCCGCAAUGGUUCCAACCAAACGGGUUACGUGCCAUCAAACUAUGUUGAGCGCAAGAACAGCCUGAAGAAAGGUUCGCUGGUGAAGAACAUCAAAGACACGCUGGGUUUGGGAAAAACUAAGAGGAAGACGAGCGCCCGCGAUGCUUCCCCAACUCCGAGCUCAGACACAGAAUAUCCUUCCAAUGGCAGCGGGGGCGGAGGGAUGGGAGGAGGAGGAGGAGCUGCGGAGAGAAUCUACGACCUCAACAUCCCUGCUGUGGUCAAAUUUGCCUACUCACCAGAGAGGGAAGACGAGCUGACCUUAGUGAAGGGCUCCAAGGUCAUCGUGAUGGAGAAGUGCAGCGAUGGUUGGUGGCGGGGCAGCCAGGGGGGCCGGGUGGGCUGGUUUCCCUCCAAUUACGUCCAGGAGGAGAUGGGAGGAGCAGAUGACAGAGGGGAGGGAGAUUCUUCACUGGGUUACCAAGGAGGCUCUCAAGGGACUUUGUUGGCCAACGGGCGCGCUGGUGGCCGUGCUGAGGUGCUCCAUCUGGUUCAAACACUCUACCCCUUCAGCUCUGUGACCGAGGAGGAGCUGAACUUUGAAAAGGGAGAGGUCAUGGAGGUGGUGGAGAAGCCAGAGAAUGACCCAGAGUGGUGGAGGUGUAAAAACUCGCUUGGCAUGGUGGGCCUGGUACCUAAAAAUUAUGUGAUGGUGCUGGACGAGCGGCCCGGUCUGCACUCUACCAUGUCGAGCUCCCCGCAGAACCGCUUCGUGGUACCAGCACGCUCAGGGAAGUUCGCUGGGAGAGACUGGUACUACGGCAACAUCACCAGACACCAGGCCGAGAGCAUACUCAAUGAGAGGGGAGAGGAGGGUGACUUCCUCAUACGAGACAGCGAGUCAUCGCCCAGUGAUUUCUCAGUGUCUCUGAAGGCUGUGGGUAAGAAUAAGCACUUUAAAGUGCAGCUGACAGAGGGAGUGUACUGUAUUGGCCAGCGCAGGUUCAACUCCAUGGAUGAACUACUGGAGCACUACAAGAAAGCCCCCAUUUUCACCAGCGAACAUGGAGAGAAGCUGUACCUGGUCAAAGCACUGCUGUGAUUCACACAUCCUCACACUUACACUGGAUCUCUCUCUCUCACACAUACACACACACAA
This is a messenger RNA of Scomber japonicus (chub mackerel), 1496 nucleotides long. It is a transcript of the gene nck2a, whose product is annotated as NCK adaptor protein 2a. The transcript is spliced from 4 exons. The coding region runs from base 237 to 1439 and encodes 400 amino acids. Gene Ontology annotation, molecular function: protein binding. Gene Ontology annotation, biological process: positive regulation of translation in response to endoplasmic reticulum stress; negative regulation of PERK-mediated unfolded protein response; positive regulation of endoplasmic reticulum stress-induced intrinsic apoptotic signaling pathway. The record is from RefSeq and is a predicted model, not a curated record. Lineage: Eukaryota; Metazoa; Chordata; Actinopteri; Scombriformes; Scombridae.